AUGGGGCUGGGGGCUCUUACUGUCUGGCUGGGUACGGGGCUGGGGGCUACUGUCUGGCUGGGUAUGGUUGGCGUGGCUCACUGUCUGGCUGUGCAUGGUGGGGCUGGGGGCUCACUGUUCACACAGUGGCUGCGCUCACUGCCUGGCUGGGUACGGUGGCUGGCGGGCCCACCGUCUGGCCGGGUACGGUGGCUGGCGGGGCCACUGUCUGGCUGGGUACGGUGGUUAUGGGCCAACAACUGGUCAGUACGGUGUGGCUGGCGGCUCACUGCUCCGGCUGGGUACGGUGGCUGGGGCUCACUGUCUGGCUGGCACGGUGGCUGGGGGCUCACUGUCUGGCUGGGUACGGUGGCUGGGUGCCCAAUGUCUGGCUGCAUGGUAGUCAGGCCUACUGCCCGGCUGGGUACGGUGCUGGGGGCUCACUGUCUGGCUGGGUACGCGGCUGGCGGGGCUCACUGCCUGGCUGGGUACGGUGGCUGGGGGCCCACUGUCUGGCUGGGUACGGUGGCCAAGUGCCUACUGUCUGGCUGUGGGUACGGUGGCUGGGGGUCACCGCCCCGGCUGGGUACGGUGGCUGCGGGGCCCACUGCCUGGCCGGGUACGGUGGCUGGGGGCUCACUGGCUGGGUACGAAAAUAAGGGCCCGAUCGUCUGGCUUGGGCACGGUGGUCAGGGGCUCACUGUCUGCCAGUACGGUAUUAUGGGCCUGCCUGGCUGGGUACGGUGGCUGGGGGCUGGCUGGGUACGGGAAUAA
Homarus americanus (American lobster) is the source of this 753-nucleotide messenger RNA. RefSeq lists its product as uncharacterized. The record is from RefSeq and is a predicted model, not a curated record. The transcript has a single exon. The coding region runs from base 1 to 753 and encodes 250 amino acids. Lineage: Eukaryota; Metazoa; Arthropoda; Malacostraca; Decapoda; Nephropidae.